AUGUCCAACUCCGGGGAAAACAUGCCUAAAUCUGAGCAAAACAUCCCCAAGCCUGAGGAAAACAUGCCUAACACGGAGGACAACACGUUCAACCCUGAUGACCUCGUGCCCAAAUCUGGUGAGACCCUCUUCGUGUGCAAAAUGAUUGGGAACGCCAUCAUCCACGUCGAAAUCGCGGGGCGCAGUAUCGAGCAGCUGAACUGGGACAUGUGUCAACAACAGCUUUCGCGAAUCGUUGGGGACUGCCGUCGGAAAAAUCCCGAUGCCCCACGUCUGUUUGCCUUCAUGCACUGCGAUCGCUGGCUGCGGAUCUAUGUCGAGUCCAGUCCCGAGCAACUCGCCCGCGUGCCGUCCUGUCAUAUCCAAGGGUUUGGGCUGCUUCAUCCAGAUGGGCAGACCACCAAAUUCACAAUUGACUGUAUUUCGGACCGGAAGCAGAUUGAUUCGUUUGUGCUAGAGAUACUUAUGCCGAAACUGGGGUUGUCGGUGCUCUCAAUGCCAUUUAUGGGCCGCCAGGUAACAUGGGAAUGUCGCUGCCAAGCUUGCCUCGAAUCGCCCCCCUCUGUUAAAAUUCCCGGACGUGGGGCGACUGGGGAGGAAUAA
Molecule: messenger RNA, 603 nt
Organism: Aspergillus homomorphus CBS 101889
Lineage: Eukaryota; Fungi; Ascomycota; Eurotiomycetes; Eurotiales; Aspergillaceae
Exons: 1
Coding region: 1-603 (200 amino acids)
Source: RefSeq, a predicted model, not a curated record